AAGUAGGGAUGAGCGUGUAAUGAAUUCAUCAGCGUUUUAAAAACCUGGUGCCCCCGCAAAUGAUUUUUCUUCACUCCCCACGUCUAGAGCUGGUUCUCUAGUAAGAGCAAGAAAAGAUCUACGCGCACUCAGCCUUUACCAGCCUACAUCAGAAUACUUUUUCGCCCAGAGUCACUGCUGAUAAUUAUGCAUGUCUCGCGGUCGUUCCUCCUGCUCCUAGCCUCCUUGUCACUGUCGUUAAACUGCCGUGCUUCACCGCUACCGGAUUCCCCCAAGCCAAGUUCGGAAAUGGGAACGUGGGGUAGAAGAGAUGAGGCGCAAAAAGUUCAUCUCGGGUACAGAUACGUGGACAAGGAUAGUGUCUUGAUUUAUGCGCGCGCAGGGAGGGAGCUAGCGAAGGCAGCAGGAAAGGUUGUACAGGCAAAACCUAAAGGAGACGAGGCAAAGUGGGUAAUAGAAGGAACUCUGACGGACAUAAAGGCUUCGGGUACCGUGAUAGGGGAGGGCGCAUAUCUGACACCCAGCGUGGGUGGAUGGGAGGGGGAAUUCGUGGUAUGAACCAUCCAUGAACCUCGGGAUACUUUCAACUAACUAUGCAAUCUUCAGUGUGAGGUUUGGGGAGAUUUAGAAAAGUUCAAGGAA
This is a messenger RNA of Lentinula edodes (shiitake mushroom), 642 nucleotides long. RefSeq lists its product as uncharacterized. Bases 187 to 558 code for a protein of 123 amino acids. The transcript has 3 exons. The record is from RefSeq and is a predicted model, not a curated record. Lineage: Eukaryota; Fungi; Basidiomycota; Agaricomycetes; Agaricales; Omphalotaceae.